UGUAAACAUUACACAGAAAUACGAGUUUUGAUUGAACUUUGGCUCAGAGUUGACGCCUCCAGAGAGCGGAUCCGUUGGAUGUGUUGAUUGCAGUCUUCAAGACAACCGACAAGAAGAAAAUGGAGGAAAAUAGUGAUAAAUUGGAGAAAGCGAUCAAAAGUUUGGAUUUGUUUAAGGAUUUGUUGAGCAAAAGUGAUUCACAGACGCGACAAAUGUCCCAAAUAUUAGACAACUUUUCGCAAAGACUCUCACAAUUGGAGACAACUAUUCAACCCGUCUAUAGAGAGACCGGAAAUCUUCAGACAAUUCAACUCAAUAUUGUCUCAACUCUUGAACGACUCGAUUAUGUCAUCAAAUUUUAUACAGUGGCUAACGAAGUGGAGACCGUCAUCACCACCGGACCCAACCAUUCGCUCGACACUUAUCUCAAGAACUUGGAUCGACUUAAAGAGGCCAUCGAUUACUUCGAGCUCAACAAUCCCGAGAGUCCGGAACUAAUGAAUGUGAGUGCAUUGUAUGAAAAGGGAGGCAAUUGUAUCGAAAGAGAGUUCCGGCAGUUGUUGUCCAGACAUAGUGUAGCCGUUCCUCCGAUUCUUAUAUAUGAUUUGGUUCACGAAGAGGACAAUCAGGACUCCGGAGAGGCGGACAAAACUAUUUUGGAACAAUUGCCUGAGAAAGCGAAGGACGAGUUGAGACAAUUGGCUGAAUGGCUGUGUAUUAAUCGCAACGACGACUUCAUCACAGUUUACGCUAAUCUUCGCUCUGAAGUGUUGCUGAAGUCAUUGCAAGGACUAAGAGAUCACCAGAAGUCGUGUAGCGGUGGGACACAAGUGAGUGGCCAGACAUUGGGUCACAGCUCGCCAGCGAUGGGCCGCAAGACUCUUACCGCACAGAUGAAAGAGUCGAGUGCUGUUCGGCGCACACCUAAGAGUAUACAACAGGCGUUAAUGAAGAAACUUCAAGACGUAAUACCCGGCGAUGUUUUGGGCAAUAAAUCCAAUCAAAUGAUUAUUGAAGGCAAAGACGAGCUGUCGAUAAGUGAGCGCGAAAUUGUCGGAUACUUGACUUGUGUGACAGCACUCUAUAAACUAAUGCAAAGCGAACUCAAACUCAUGAAUGGUAUCAUUCGUUUGGAACAUCAAAGACCUAUAUUUAGUCGUUUAGUGUAUCCAUCGCUCGAGAGUGUUGUCGGAGAGGGAGAACUGUUGGCCAAUAGGGUUAAGAAGUGUAUCGCACGUCAAGACUUCUCAUCGGCUCUCUGUCUGUUCCCUAUUCUUAGACAUCAGGCGUCGAUGAGACACAACUUUGACCUUCUUUUCGACGGAUGUAAUCUUGAAGUGCAGUCCAAGUUUCAGGGAUUAGUGGUCGCACUUCAGACCACUAUUUCCCGAUCUCUCGAAGAGUUUCUUGAAUACAUCAAAAGUGAUGUUCACACCAAAGUACCAAAGGAUGGAACCGUUCACGAGCUCACCAGUAAUGUCAUGAUAUUUGUCGUUCAAUUACUCCAAUAUUUAGAUAUUCUGUCGCGCGUUAUAACCGUAAUAGACAUCCAAUCACUUGAGAAUAGUUCCGAUAAGAAUAGACUGGCAUUCGCUCAGUAUAUCACACGAGUUCUCUCAGCACUCGGUCUUACACUUCAAAACAAGAGCGAAGUUUAUAGCGAUUCUCAUUUGAAAGCUAUUUUCAAACUAAAUAAUGUUCACUAUAUUCUUAAGACUCUAAGGAAAUCUUCUCUUCUAAAUAUUGUUCACAUGUAUAACCGAGAGAUAGAGUCCGUAUACGAGGAACAGAUGUUGGACUCGAAGAGAAUCUAUUCUCAGAGUUGGAGUCGAGUUCUCCACUAUGUGUUGGAAAUGGAUAAACCAUUUUCACAACAAAGGACUUUACCUGAAAUGAAUAAUAUGGCGAAUAUGAAGCUCAAAGACAAAGACCGCCAGAAUAUUAAGGACAAGUUCGCUGGUUUUAAUAAAGAAAUCGAAGAAAUACAUAGAAUUCAGAUGUCUUUCGCUAUUCCAGACUUAGAACUGCGAGAAUCCUUGAAACAAGAAAAUAAAGAUUAUAUUAUUCCUAAAUAUAAAUUAUUUUUUGAAAAAUACGUUAACAUGAAUUUUACAAAGAAUAUCGACAAAUACAUCAAAUAUACACCCGAAAGGGUUGCCUUAAUAAUCGAUUCAUUCUUUGAUUCCGCGGCCUAACCCUUACAGCACAUCAUUAGUUGUUUUAAUUUAAUAUUUUGAAAGUUUUUUUGGUUUUAUGUAUUAAAUAAUUGUGUUUUUACAGAAAAGGGGUUAUUUUAUAUGAAUUCAAUGUAAAACAAAUUAACAAUAAUUUGGGCUAAAUAUUAAUAUUGUAUUAAAAUUAAUAUACUUUAUAAUAAAAAUAUUUAAUAUUUGUACCGGUCA
Medioppia subpectinata is the source of this 2402-nucleotide messenger RNA. The record is from the annotation of a GenBank genome assembly. Lineage: Eukaryota; Metazoa; Arthropoda; Arachnida; Sarcoptiformes; Oppiidae.